UCCUGCUGCAGACGCUGACCAGGCAGCAUGACGGACACGGUGAUGAGCAGCAGCGCGGACCGCUGGCAGUCCAACGACAGGCAGAGGACCGUGCACGCUGGUGAUAAAGAGCAGGGCAACUGGACGAUGCAGCCGGGCCCUGGUCCUGGUCCGGACCUGACAGAUGAAGAGAAAGAAAUCAUAAACAGCGUGAUCGCUCGAGCCGAGAAGAUGGAGGCCAUGGAGCAAGAGAGAAUCGGGCGCCUGAUCAACCGUCUGGACGAUAUGAAGAAGACCGUGUGUGGCGACGGACAGUCCCGCUGUCUGCUGUGCGGGGAGCAGCUGGGCUCCCCCGGGGUCAGCUCCGUGGUGUGUGAGGACUGCAAAAAGAACAUGUGUACCAAGUGUGGCACCCAGUGCAGCAGUCGGCCCCGCGCCGUCUGGCUCUGCAAGAUCUGCAGAGAACAGCGAGAGGUGUGGAAGAGGUCUGGUGCCUGGUUCUUCAAAGGCUUUCCGAAGCAUUUCCUGCCGUCGCCCAUGCCGUUAUCUAAAGCCGAGGCGGGAGCCCAGGAGGCGGCAGAGCGCAAAGAGCCGCCAGCCUCUGGACCCAGGCAGGCGGCGACCCAACCACAACCCCCAGGACCCGAGCCGCAGGGCCGCGCUGCUUACCCGCCUGUGGCCCCUAAACCAUCAGUUGCACGCAUAGCGACGGGCGGGGCGGGCCCUGAAGAGGCGGGGCCGGGCAGCCCGGUGGUGAUGAAGAAGACGGUGCCCGUCCAGAGCUCCAGACCUCAGCCGGCUGCUGCCCAGCAGGGCCCAGUGGCAGGAGAUGGAGCGGCAUACUCCUCUGGUGCAGUUCCUCCGGAGCAGAGAGCGCCUCUUGCAGCCAGAGAGGACCGGAAACAGCCCGUUGCCUACAGCGCUCCUCCCCCCGCCCGACAGCAACCUCCCCCAGCUGAGGAGGAGGAGGAGGCCAACGACUAUGACUCCGAUGAAGCCACCACCCUGGGCUCUCUGGAGUUCAGUCUGCUCUACGAACAGGAAAGCAACAGCCUCCACUGUAGCAUCCUCAAAGCAAAGGGACUGAAGCCCAUGGACUCAAACGGACUAGCAGAUCCUUAUAUCAAACUCCAUCUGCUGCCUGGGGCGAGUAAGUCUAACAAGCUGCGCACAAAGACCUUGAGAAACACCCGCAACCCCGCGUGGAACGAGACGCUCACCUACCACGGCCUGACGGAUGACGACAUGCAGCGUAAGACCCUCAGGCUGUCUGUCUGCGAUGAGGACAAGUUUGGGCAUAAUGAGUUUAUUGGGGAAACCCGAGUGGCGCUGAAGAAACUGAAGAUGAACCAGAAGAAGAACUUCAACGUGUGUCUCGAGAGAGUCGUCCCUACGAAGAGAACUGCCACUGCGGGCGGAGCCAGAGGCAUCUCUCUCUACGAAGAUGAGCCGGGGAAAGACGGCGGCGAGGUAGAGGAGCGUGGGCGGAUUCUGAUCUCCCUCAUGUACAGCACCCAGCAGAACCGUCUCCUCGUGGGCGUCGUGCGCUGCGUUCACCUGGCUGCCAUGGAUGCUAACGGCUACUCUGACCCAUAUGUCAAAAUAUGUCUGAAACCUGACAUGGGGAAAAAGGCCAAGUGCAAAACACAGAUCAAGAAGAGGACUUUAAACCCUGAGUUUAACGAGGAAUUCGGCUAUGAAAUCAAACACAGUGAACUGGCCAAGAAGGUUUUAGACAUCUCUGUGUGGGAUUACGAUAUUGGGAAGUCCAACGACUACAUCGGUGGCUGUCAGCUGGGCAUCACUGCCAAAGGAGAGAGGCUGAAGCACUGGUACGAGUGUCUGAAGAACAAGGACAAGAGGAUCGAGCGCUGGCACACCUUGUAUAGUGGGAAUCACGUCACUAGUGAUUAACCACUCGCACUGCACACAUACAGCAUGAGCUAAAACCUCCCCACUUAGUUUGCAUUGCAUUUUUCUUUCCCCAUUUCAUUGUGAUCUCUAUUCUUUCACUAUCUGACCAUCACACAGGCUUACUGGCCUCCCUUCCCCGGAUGUAUACUCUUCUUUCCUGUCCCCUUAUUAUACAAUGUCUCUGCCUGUGCUGACACUUAAAGGGUAACAUCGUUUUUUUCCAACCUGAACCCUGUUUUAUCAUGUUUUUGUGUCUAAGUGACUGAUGGGAACAACAUUUUUUUAAAUCGGUCCAGCAUUAAGUUAGACCGAAGAGAAACAAGCUGCGCUGUAACGUUAAUGUGCAAAAUUGCGUCAAUCUCCGUCCACUAAAAGUUCUGUUUUUGCCGCUGACAGACUCAGAUUAUUAUUUAAGUGUCUGACAACAUUAUGAAAGGAUCCCUACAGAGAUAGACCUUUUAGUUAAAGAGUAAGAUCCUUUUAGUUUAACAUGAAACAGCCCCGAAAUCACCAUCACCAAACUACACCAGACUCCAUGUAAAUAAUCAGCACUUUUAUCAUCGUAAA
Messenger RNA from Sander lucioperca (pikeperch), 2460 nucleotides. Its product is annotated as rabphilin-3A. The transcript is spliced from 17 exons. Gene Ontology annotation, biological process: intracellular protein transport. Gene Ontology annotation, cellular component: membrane. Gene Ontology annotation, molecular function: small GTPase binding. Bases 28 to 1893 code for a protein of 621 amino acids. The record is from RefSeq and is a predicted model, not a curated record. NCBI's taxonomy places the organism in Eukaryota, Metazoa, Chordata, Actinopteri, Perciformes, Percidae.